Molecule: messenger RNA, 3071 nt
Organism: Pteronotus mesoamericanus
Lineage: Eukaryota; Metazoa; Chordata; Mammalia; Chiroptera; Mormoopidae
Gene: RASSF5
Product: Ras association domain family member 5
Exons: 6
Coding region: 1-1257 (418 amino acids)
Biological process (GO): signal transduction
Cellular component (GO): nucleus
Source: RefSeq, a predicted model, not a curated record
AUGGUCAUGGCGUCCCCGGCCAUCGGGCAGCGCCCGUAUCGGCUGCUCUUGGAUCCAGAACCGCCGCGCUAUCUGCAGAGCUUGAGCGGCCCGGAGCCACCCGCUCCGCCGCCCAGCCGGUCCUCCCGCCGCUGCGCCCCCGCGCCCAUCUCCACUGCGCCCGGGGCGCACGAGGGGCGCGGCGCCCGAAAGGCUGCCCGCGGGGACCUGGAGCCCCCACCCCGGGCCUCCCGUCCCGCUCGCCCUCUCCGGCCUGGUCUGCAGCAGAGACUGCGGCGGCGGCCCGGAGCGCCCCGGCCCCGAGACGUGCGGAGCAUCUUCGAGCAGCCGCAGGAUCCCCGCGUCCCGGCGGAGCGAGGCGAAGGGCACUGCUUCACGGAACUGUCGCUACGGAGCGGCCGGGGCUGGUGCGACCUGUGCGGACGAGAGGUGCUGCGGCAGGCGCUGCGCUGCGCUAACUGCAAAUUCACCUGCCACCCGGAGUGCCGCAGUCUGAUCCAGCUGGACUGCAGUCGGCAGGAAGGCCCAUCCCGGGACAGACCUUCUCCAGAAAGCACCCUCGCUCCCACCUUUGGCCAGAAUGUCUGCAAACCUGCCGAGGAGCCUCGGAGCCCGCCCACGCUGCAGGAGAUCAAGCAGAAGAUCGCCAGCUACAACAGCCUGGAGAAGAACUGCCUGGGCAUGAAGUUGAGUGAAGAUGGCACCUACACGGGUUUCAUCAAAGUGCAUUUGAAACUCCGGCGGCCGGUGACAGUACCGGCCGGGAUCCGGCCCCAGUCCAUCUACGAUGCCAUCAAGGACGUGAACCUGGCCGCCACCACAGACAAGCGGACGUCCUUCUACCUGCCUCUCGACGCCAUCAAGCAGCUUCAUAUCAGCAGCACCACCACAGUCAGUGAGGUCAUCCAGGGGCUGCUCAAGAAGUUCAUGGUUGUGGACAACCCCCAGAAGUUUGCACUUUUUAAGCAGAUACACAAGGAUGGGCAAGUGCUUUUCCAGAAACUCUCCAUCACUGACUGCCCCCUCUACCUGCGCUUGCUCGCCGGGCCCGACACUGACGUCCUCAGCUUUGUGCUAAAGGAGAACGAGACCGGAGAGGUGGAGUGGGAUGCCUUCUCCAUCCCUGAGCUCCAGAACUUCCUAACAAUCCUGGAAAAAGAAGAGCAGGACAAAAUUCAACAAGUGCAGAAGAAGUAUGACAAGUUCAGGCAGAAACUGGAGGAGGCUUUAAGAGAGUCCCAGGGCAAACCUGGCUAACCAGUCCUGCUUCCUCUGCUCCCAGUGUCCACAGAUUUAUUUUUUAUUAUUAAUUAUUAUUUUGCAACAGACACUUUUUCUCAGGACACCUCCGAUGGAUGCAUUCGUGCUCGCCCGGCAGUCCCAGAUGUGGCACAGCCUCUGACGGACAGGUGCGCGUGGGGCUGGGUCCUGCCCCUCCACGCACUGCCCAUCUGCGCCUGCCAAGCAGCACUUGUGUGAAGGACGACCGGCGUUCUCUUGCUGUGUGCAAGCCUUUCACAAACCAAAUAGUUGCCUCUCUCAUCACCGAACUGGAACCAUGCGCGCCAGCCGGCAAAGGAAAAGAAAAAGGGAUUAGAGACAUAUGUUCUCUCUGGCUUUUAUUCUUCAAUUUCUCCUUUAUUUGCCACCUGCAAUACCUUUAUUUAUGAGUCAAAAGCUGUAGUAUAUUUCCUGAGCAGGUCUGAGCUAAGCUGCUGAAAGCAGAAUUAUGCUCAUAAAAGGACUGUGCCCCACUGGCCCCCGAUGCUCAGGCCAGGAGCACUAGAGCAGAGGUUGGCUCAGAUUUCUGGAGAAGCUGCAGCCUGGCCCUGGCCCUCAUCACCCAAGUCUGUGCACACGUGAGCCCAAAGUUCUAUGUGUGGUGCUUAGCUGCAGCUUUGUCAACAACUGUUUGUUCUUAAGUUACAACUUUAUUUAAUAUUGCCAUUAUCCUCAGGUUUCACCAAAAGGAAACCAGUUAUUUACCAGUUUUGAAGUCUCCUGCUGAGUAUGGAAUUCAGGCAGUCAGAGAAAACCAAACAGCUUUGCAACAAAUGUGUCCAAGCUGUUUCCAGCCUUCCCCCAGCGGGAGAUCAGGGGAGGGCCAGACCGCCUUCGUUGUCCCGAGGCCUCCAGAGCUGUCUCUCUCUUCCCCCGGCCUAUGGAAUCUCCAGGUGCUGCCAGAGGCGCUGCCUUGACUACAGAGGGGGAACCUCCCAACUCAGCCAACCUGGAGUCCCUUGCUCUGAAGCUGGGGCCGCCCGUGGCACUGUGCGCAGUGAGCCCUGGGGCUGGCCUUCCCGCUGACCUCAGUGCCUUUUUGUUUCCAGAGAGACAGAAGCAGGGAGAGUUUGCGUGAAGCUUUGCUGCUGGCUUGUCCCCACCAGGCAGCGGACCGUGGUGGUGUGGGAGCCAAGGCCAGGAGAGCCCUCCCUCCAAGUAUGGGUCAGGGUCAAACCUGGGGUCUGGGCUUUGAUUCCCGUAAGUGAUGUCAAACCACAUUAACAGGAUGGAUCAGAUUCCCUACUCUCCAUUUGUACUGAAAUCUUGUUCCGGUCCAACCUAAAAAGGAAACUAGCCAAACAACUCAACCAAGUAGCCAGGACUGCAAAGACAUUCCAGUACCGAAGGAGAAAGACUGAACUUUUAAAGCAGGGCAGGUUUUUCAAUCCAGCCUCUGAGAGACCAUUUCGUCUAUGUCCUCUGCCUUCCCAAGUUCCUCUUGGGUUGGCCCAAGCCUAAGUUUCCAUGUGUAGCCUCAGAACGUCCCUCCCUGACCCUUGCCAAGCCUGCGCUGCCCUGAUCCGAGCAGGAACGCAGCCCCUUUACCAUGCAAACUGUGCUCAUCUUCAGAGCUGCAAAAGCAGGAUGGACUAGCAGCUUGGAAAGAUUUUUUAAACCACAAAACCCUAGUGGUCUGCCAUCUCAUGCUCAGCCUUAUCACUUCACUCCCUUGAAGACGCUGUCUCCCUGCUCUGUAUUAAAGGGAGUGGGCAGAGUCCUCUUCCUUCAUGCUGCAUGUCUUUACCAGUAAUAGAAGGCACAGCUCCUGCUGUAACUGCUGUGAAUGC